Molecule: messenger RNA, 3675 nt
Organism: Megalobrama amblycephala (Wuchang bream)
Lineage: Eukaryota; Metazoa; Chordata; Actinopteri; Cypriniformes; Xenocyprididae
Gene: oprk1
Product: opioid receptor, kappa 1
Exons: 4
Coding region: 906-2039 (377 amino acids)
Biological process (GO): G protein-coupled opioid receptor signaling pathway; sensory perception of pain; neuropeptide signaling pathway
Cellular component (GO): neuron projection; membrane
Molecular function (GO): neuropeptide binding; dynorphin receptor activity
Source: RefSeq, a predicted model, not a curated record
AACUUGUAAAAAACUUUCACGUCCUCUUAGAACUGGCAGCCUAAUUACAACUUGUAAACUGGGAUUUUUUGGAGAGCUCCUACUUGUACCACACUACCGCUGUACUACAGUAUUAUCUUACUAUUAUAUUAUUAUUUACAGUAUUAUAAGUGUAGACUAUUGAUUUCUUGUUAAUAUUUGCUGUUCCAUAUCCAUUUAACUCAGAAACCAUUCAAACAUCAGAGGGAACAGGCAAGUGAAUUUAUAUUGUAGCCAACUAAAACACAAAACAGAUGGACUUUGCCUCUUCAUUUCAGCAGACCACAAGCCAUCGCUCGUUAAUCCUUUAUUUAGAGCGUCUCGCGGCUACACAAUUACGCACAUCCUUCUUUGACAAAACUAAUGCGAUUUUCCCCAUCUUACAUGCCUCUAAGGCAAUGAGUAAAAGGCAAUGUCCACACACUCCGGAGAGCUUCAGUGGCGUUACUGUUAUCUAUAUUGAAACCGCAUUAUUGCCUGUUGAGUUCUCAAGCGACAGCGUGCGCGUGAAAUGUCUCCAGACAUGAAGUUUUGCGCGCGCCAUCUCAUGAAACACUAAAACUAUUUCAAGGAUAUCAUCGUCUUAAGCUUUCAGACUCGUAAGACAUUUGGAAAUUUUGAAGACAACUUUAUUUCGGCCAGUAUAGGCAAAGAGUUGCAGUGAGACACUACAGCUGGUUAACGGACUGUAGAUGGAGACCGUCACAUGAGAUCUGAUGUCAUACGGGACGCGCGGCAGAGGCAGCUGCUCUGUAAGGUGGCAGUCAGUCAUCAAUUGAAUAGGAGCGGGCCAAAGAAAUCAACGCAUUGCGCACAGACAUCAUUGUUUCUUUAAAACCUUGGGAUUUUCAAAUUAUAUUAGCGGGUUUGCAGUUUGUAACAAGACGAUGGACAGCAACGUGGUGCAGAUUUUCAAGGAGGACAAAUGCCCCUUAUCUCACCCCGAGAAGUGUUUACCCAACUUCACAUGGCAGUCUGCUGUCUCGGACAUUUAUAACUAUUCGCUGAAUGAAAGCUGGACGAAUGAACAGGAAACCAUGUCCCCUAUCAUUCCGAUAAUCGCUGCCGUGUACUCUGUGGUGUUUGUUGUCGGACUAGUGGGAAACUGCCUUGUGAUGUUUGUCAUUAUCAGAUACACUAAAAUGAAAACCGCCACCAACAUCUACAUCUUCAACCUGGCUGUUGCCGACGCUUUGGUAACCACCACCAUGCCCUUCCAGAGCACAGAUUACUUACUGAAUUCCUGGCCGUUUGGUGAGGUUGUGUGUAAGGUGUUCAUCUCCAUCGACUACUACAACAUGUUCACUAGCAUCUUCACUUUGACCAUGAUGAGUGUGGACCGCUAUGUGGCGGUCUGCCACCCCGUCAAGGCCCUGGACUUUCGGACACCGAUGAAAGCUAAAAUCAUUAACAUAUUCAUCUGGGUGUUGUCCUCGGCUGCUGGGAUUCCUGCAAUGGUCCUUGGGAGCACUCAGACAAACAAUGGCACUACAGAGUGUGCUCUGCAGUUUCCAGACCCAUAUAUCUACUGGGACACAUUAAUGAAGAUCUGCGUCUUCAUCUUCGCCUUUGUGGCACCUCUCCUCAUCAUCACCGUUUGCUACACGCUCAUGGUCCUGCGCCUUAAGAGCGUCCGCCUGCUGUCGGGCUCACGGGAAAAAGACCGCAACCUGAGGCGCAUCACCCGCCUGGUGCUGGUUGUGGUCGCUGUGUUUGUGGUGUGCUGGACGCCCAUACACAUCUUCAUCUUGGUCAAAGCUCUCGCUCCCGGAGUGCCGGAGACCACGGCGGUCAUGGCCGCCUACUUCUUCUGUGUGGCGCUUGGAUACACCAACAGCAGUCUCAACCCCAUCCUGUAUGCCUUCCUUGAUGAGAACUUCAAACGGUGCUUCAGGGACUUCUGCUGCCCAGGUCGGACCAAGGGGGACGGGCACGGCGUUAGUCGGGUCAGAAGCACUCUUCGCGAGCACACGUGCCCAGCAGAGGCCAAAGGGGACGGAGGCCACGGUCGACCUGUAUGACUAGCCGUGGAACUGUCGUCCUUUCACGGUCGAGAAGACUCGAAUGACCUGGGACUGACACAGAUCACCACCUCCAUCUGAGGAAGAGAUUGUACCCUUUAUGUUUCAACACAACUAUUGCUAGAGCAAAAAGUGAUCUUUUAGUGAAAUAAUGGUCUUGUUUAGUAUGUCCAUAUUCACAUUUCUUCAGUAUCAUCCCAUUUAAAUCGUUGUUUAUCAUUUUUUUUUGAAUGUCCAUUGACCAAAGAUGAUGUAUAAUUAAAAUCUGGUCGCUCACAAUGAAAUGUCAUGCUUAAAGAUCCUUUUGCGUAGUAUUAUAAGUCCUUUGGGAUAGAUAGUAUAUUACUAGCCACUAGUAUAUAGUAUGCUUGGGUAGACAUGAUAAAACACAGUCUAGAAAAAAACAACCAACAAAAUGUAUGUUUGCAUCCGUUUGUACUGUUAAUUGUUUAUUUGGGAUUGUAAAACAGUCCUGUUUUAUAUUUAAAAAAUAUAAAAAAUGUAUAAUAAUAAUCAGCAGUGUCACAUAAUUUUGACUCAGGAAACUAUAUAUCUCAAAUGAUGGAAAAAUAAAAAAUAAUGUAGUCUACAAGAGUUAGUGUAAUCAGAACUGCUUACUGCUUUGUAUUCUCUGUAUUUGAUUUAGAUUGAAGGAUUAUGUAUGAAAAGGAUUAUGAAGGAUUAUGUAUCGUAAGUUGCCUUGGGAGUCUAAGGAUUUUUGUGCUGGUUUUUUUUCUUCUUUUUGGGCAUAGGGCUUUAAAACAACCAACUAAAGGACUGAAUCUACUUAGUCAGGUUGUUCUUGCUUAAUACAGAGUAUUAUAAUUUCUAUAAACCUAGAAAAACGAUGUACAUCUCUAUUGCAUGUUUGACAGUGAAAAUGUGGAAAUCUUUGAGUAACGUUUAUGUAAAUACAGCUUAUGAUUAAAAGAAAACAAAAAAGCAUUUCUGUGAUAAAGUAGAAUGGCAGUAAAAUGUCUGAAAACAGUUCAAUCGUACGUGUCAGGUACUUUACACAUUGUUUUGUAUUGAUAUUGUUGAUAUAACAGUUGAUUUUAUGUAAGUAUUUCUAAUGCUGCCUUUAGGUGAUGUCUAUGGUUGUGUUUUAUAUAUAUAUAUAUAUAUAUAUAUAUAUAUCACAGAGCAGAGAAAUUGUGACAUUCUGCCUAAGAUGGCUUAAAAAUGUAAUAUCAUAGCAUAUUUUUGACAUAUUACGACAUCAUCAGUGCUCUAUUGCCAUAACAGUAUUAGGAAUUAAUUGCAAAAUUCUUGUUAUGAAAAAUGUAAUGCCCUUUGUGCCUUUGUUUUUUGUAAAUCAAUAUAUAUUACAUUAUUUUGUUCAUCUUAGAUGCUUUAUGGUGUGAUACUGUAUAUUGGACAAUAAAGCACAGAGUGAGAGAAGCUUCUGUAAGUUCCACUGUGCUUUCAGUAAUGUGUUUGUACUACUACUAUAUAUCAGCAGAUUUUGAAUGUGUUAGCAAGUUUCCCUCUCAGCUCGUGUUUCUAUAUAUGUGCAAUUUUUAAAAGGAAUUCAUUUGAAAUCAUAUGAAAUGAGCUUUGCUUUGCCAUCAGUUGUACUUUGCUUGUAUAAUAUUACCUGUAUUUGAAAUUAUAUUGUCAAUAAAUUGAACUGUAA